This is a messenger RNA of Knipowitschia caucasica, 468 nucleotides long. Lineage: Eukaryota; Metazoa; Chordata; Actinopteri; Gobiiformes; Gobiidae. The record is from the annotation of a GenBank genome assembly.
AUGGUCAUGAGCUUCGGAUGCCGCCUGGACACGUCCCUGGGGAGGUUUUCGGGCACGUCCCACAAGAAGGAGACCCCAGGCAAGGACACGCUGGAGGGACUCCUAAAGCACGUGGAGGACGCGGUGGGGCUGACGUUGCUCCCCGCGUCCUCAGUGGAACCAGACAACAGGCCGCCCUUUCCCUCCAAGCGGGAGAGGAGGGCCGUAGAGGCCGCGACUCCACGUGUGGGUGGCCCCUCUCGCAGUAACAGCCAGCUCGUGGUGGAGGACCUGCUAACCCCCUGUUCCCCUGGUGACCCCGCUGCCAUAGAGAUGACAUGGAUGGAUGUGCCUAGUGAUAAGCUGCUGGAGCCCAUUGUGUGUAUGUCUGACAUGCUGCGCUCUCUCUCCACCACGCGGCCUACGGUCAACACUGAAGACCUGCUCAAAGUCAAGAAGUUCACAGAAGACUUUGGCAUGGAGGGCUGA